AUGUGGUGUCAGCUUUCUCCUCUGAUUCUCUCUAUAUGCUCGCUGUCUGUAACGGCACGUGGGGAGCUCCAGGCAUCGCCUUCCCAGAGGAGAAGCAGCAGAGAUGUUAAUUCUCCAGCUCCUGUCGACUGUCAGCUGAGCCAGUGGUCAGGAUGGACUGAUUGCUUCCCUUGCCAAGAGAAAAAACACCGGUACCGGAGGCUGGUGCAGCCGGCGGGGUUUGCUGGGCAGCGAUGUGCUGGGCACCUCUGGGGUGAGGAGGCUUGUCGUGCUGACACAACCUGUGCUGGGAGCCCUGGCUGUGGGGUGGACUUUCAGUGCCAGGAAACAGGUCGCUGCAUUAAACGGCACCUUGUGUGCAACGGAGAGCCAGACUGCAGAGAUGGGUCUGAUGAGGAGAACUGUGAGGAUGAAGAUAUUGAAAGCCCUUGUGAAGAUCUGUUUCCAAUCCCAGGAGCUGAAAAAGCUGCCCAAGGAUACAAUAUCCUCACAAAGGAGGAGAGCCAGCCUGUGUAUGACCCCAAGUUUUUUGGAGGGCACUGCGAGCAGGUCUACAACGGGGAGUGGCGAGAGCUGCGCUACGACGCCGCGUGCGAGCGUCUCUACUACGCGGACGAUGAGAAGUAUUUCCGCAAACCUUACAACUUCCACAUAUACCAGUUCCUGGCUCACGCUGAUUCUGGAUUUUCUUCUGAGUUUUACGACGACUCAAAGGAUCUGCUCGACGCCCUUAAAAGUGACAAAUCCCAAACAGUAGGCUUUACCAUUGGGAUUGGGCCAGGAAAAUCAAAUCUCCAGUUAAACCUGGGCCUCACUUUAUCAGGUGGCAAAGGAUCACUGAAGAAUUUCACACAAUACUCUGCAAAGGAGGUUGGAUUCAUCAGAGCUGUGACAAAGGUGCAGACAGCCCGUUUCAAGAUGAGAAGGGACAACGUUGUUUUGCAUGAAGAUCUGCUGCUCUCCUUGCAGGAGCUCCCAGACACCUACAACUAUGGCAUGUAUGCCAAAUUCAUCAACGACUACGGCACCCACUUCAUGACAUCAGGCACUAUGGGAGGCAUCUUUGAGUACAUCCUGGUCAUUAACAAGGAGGAAAUGAGAAGAAAAGACAUCAAAGCUGGAGAGAUCAGUGCCUGCAUCGGCGCAUCCAUCGGCGUCGAAGUCAGCGAGAGCAAAGUGCAUCUGGAAGCAUCUGUGUCCUCCUCAUCCUGUGUACAGAAAGGGUUUCUGGAAACAGUCAACUUCCCAGAUGCUGGGAGCCACAGUGCAGUUGUGGAAGACGUUAUUCCCCGGAUUAGAGGCGGAGACCUGGGUUCCAGCGGAGGCCUCUUAAACAGCUGGGAUGGCAACACGUACCGGCGCUGGGGAAGGUCGUUAAAAUAUAAUCCUGCUGUUAUUGAUUUUGAGCUGCAGCCCAUCCACGAAAUCCUGCGGAGAAGCAACCUGGGCCACCUGGAAGCCAAAUGGCAGAACCUGAAGCGGGCUCUGGACGAGUACCUGCUGGAGUUCCACCCCUGCCGCUGCCAGCCCUGCCAGCACAGCGGGGAGCCCGUCCUGCUGAGAGACGCCUGCGUCUGCCAGUGCCGACCAGGCUACGGAGGCCCUGCCUGUGAGCAGACCCAGCGCCCAGGUGGUGAGACCCACGGGGGCUGGAGCUGCUGGUCGCAGUGGGGUCCCUGCCAGGCGGGCAGGACGCGGCGCCGCCGGGACUGCAACAACCCGGCCCCACAGCGCGGGGGGCAGCCCUGCCCAGGGAGAGACGUGCAGAGCAAAGCCUGUUGA
Chaetura pelagica (chimney swift) is the source of this 1782-nucleotide messenger RNA. It is a transcript of the gene C8A, whose product is annotated as complement component 8, alpha polypeptide. Lineage: Eukaryota; Metazoa; Chordata; Aves; Apodiformes; Apodidae. Gene Ontology annotation, biological process: immune response. The coding region runs from base 1 to 1782 and encodes 593 amino acids. The record is from RefSeq and is a predicted model, not a curated record. Gene Ontology annotation, molecular function: protein binding. Gene Ontology annotation, cellular component: membrane attack complex. The transcript is spliced from 11 exons.